AUCUGCUGAUUAAAACAGUCAUUCAAACUGUAUCCUUUCUUAGAGUUAUAAUUGAAUUGUUGAGGAAAGUUUUCGUGACUCCAGUAAAUGUUUUGGGUUUCCUGUGGCUAACGCAUUUAUUUUUGAGACGGAAGGGUAACGCUUUGUUGCGUGUUCUAGACACAGUAGCUUUGUUUUGAGUUAUUAAUUUGCUAUAUAUAGAAUCUAAAUGCGAAUAUGAAGCUAUUACAAGCCUGUGGAGGGCUUAGGAGUCAAUUCAGUCGAAUCCAGAGGUUUUUUAUUACCCGACAGUCACAAAAAGCCGUGAACACAUGGAGUCCUUUAGCAACUGCCUUCAACUACCCUCAAGCAAGACAAGACUAUUCUCUCAAAGCUACUGGAUUAUUUGGACUCUCAGAGCUUAAUACUAGCUCGGGCUUUCAUAAAAUGAAGCGUCAAGCCUUGAUAGAAGGGGAGAAGUUAGUAGAGAAGGCUUUAAAAUUCGAAUCAAACCUAAAGUUAGUCGGUGUAUUUGAUGAAUUGUCUGACGUGCUGUGCAGAGCCGCUGACUUAGCAGAGUUUGUGCGAAUGUCGCAUCCAGAUAAAAAAUUCCGAAAAGCUGCAGAGGAAACGUCUUUAGGGAUAAGUGCCUUUGUUGAAACGUUAAAUACUAAUCGUGAAUUAUACCGUUCAAUGAAGUCGGUAUUCACAAACCAACAAAGUAAAACUAUGGAUGAAGAGACAUUGCAAGUUGCAGAGCUUUUUCUCUUUGACUUUGAAUUGAGUGGAAUACAUCUGGAUGAAGAGAAACGCAAAAAAUUUGUGGAACUUCAAGAAAAAGUCUUGAUCCUUGGGGCCUAUUUUAGUAAUGGUGCAAGCAUGCCAGUUUUAGUACCAAAGAGAGAAUGCCCAGAUAAGAUAACUAGUUCCUUCCCUACUAGUGGUAACAAUGUUUCUAUAGAUACCAUGUACCUUGAGUCAUCUAAUGAAGAGCUCAGAGCACUGGCCUUUAGAGCUCACCUCCAACCUAUAGAGUCGCAAACGCAGUACCUUGAUUUACUUUUGUCAGGACGAAAUGAGCUCGCCAACUUGGUUGACUUCCCAACUUAUGCUAGCCGUGCACUGAAAGGAACAAUGGCAAGAACACCGGAGAAUGUAUUAGAUUUUUUAAAGCUUACUGCAAAAAUGCUUGAAAAACCAGCAAAAAAUGAGUUGGAGAUUCUAACCAACAUGAAGCAGUUAGACAGUCAAAGUAAAGAAAGUCGCAUAAUGCCAUGGGACUUACAGUAUUAUAUAGGGAUGGCCAAGUCACGGAGCUUAAAUUUUAAUUCUUAUUCUUUAUCAGCUUACUUUCCACUUGGAUCUUGUAUGGAAGGACUGAAUGUUCUUUUUCAAAAUCUUUAUGGUAUUAGUUUGGUACCAGAAGAUGCAUUACCAGGGGAGUUAUGGUCUCCUGAAGUACAGAAGAUUGGAGUUGUGCAUGAGACAGAGGGCCUGCUUGGGUAUAUUUAUUGUGACUUUUUAGUCAGACCUGAAAAGAUCCAACAAGAUUCUCAUUUUACAAUAAGGGGUGGCAGAACACUUCCAGAUGGCUCAUACCAAUCACCAAUAGUAGCAGUAAUUUGUAACUUUCCUCCUCCAUCACUGUCAGCUCCAUCACUACUGACCCAUGGCAUGGUUGAGAAUCUUUUCCAUGAAAUGGGCCAUGCCAUGCACUCUAUGCUUGCUCGCACAAGAUAUCAGCAUGUAACUGGGACAAGAUGUGCCACAGACUUUGCUGAGGUUCCAUCGGUCCUCAUGGAAAAUUUUGUGUGGGAUCCUAGAGUGUUAUCCAAGUUUGCCAAGCAUUAUCGUACAGGACAUUCUCUCCCAGAUGAAACAAUUAUAAAAUUAAGUCAGUCAAGAAACAUGUUUGGAGCACUUGAGAUGCAGAGACAAGUGCUGUACUCCAUGGUGGAUCAGGUUUAUCAUGGAAAGCAUCCUUUAGCACAGUCAACCACUGAUACUAUGACUAGCUUACAGAAGCAGUACACUGCUAUACCUUAUGUUGAAGGUACUGCAUGGGAACAAAGAUUCAGCCACCUUAACGGCUAUGGAGCCCGUUACUACUCCUACCUGUGGUCACGAGCUGUUGCAUCAAAGGUGUGGCACCAGUGUUUUGCUGCUGAUCCCUUCAACAGGGAAAUGGGUGAAAGGUAUCGGAAUACGAUGCUUGCGCAUGGUGGCAGUAAAGAUCCCAAUAGCUUAGUGGCUAACAUGUUAGGACAUGAGCUUACUAUUAAUGAUAUGGUGCAAUCUUUAUGGGAUGAUCUCGUUGCUUCCAACCAUUUCUAUCAGUGAUGAAGAGAAUUACAAUCAAAAUUUGUUGAUACCCCAAUGGAACAACAAAAUAUCCAAAAAUAGAAAUCCCACCUUGAUGAUGCUGUAUUCCAUUUCCAGAGGGUGGUACAGGGAUCGAUGUGCUAAAAUAGAAAAAUGUGGAGCAUGAUUUGUAAAUUCAAGGUUUACUGUGACGCUUGAUUCUUCUCUCGAAAUGUGUGCGUGAUUUGUGAGAUUAAAAGUAAGAUUCAGUUAAAA
Messenger RNA from Actinia tenebrosa (Australian red waratah sea anemone), 2556 nucleotides. RefSeq names its product mitochondrial intermediate peptidase. NCBI's taxonomy places the organism in Eukaryota, Metazoa, Cnidaria, Anthozoa, Actiniaria, Actiniidae. Gene Ontology annotation, biological process: peptide metabolic process. The record is from RefSeq and is a predicted model, not a curated record. Gene Ontology annotation, cellular component: mitochondrion. Gene Ontology annotation, molecular function: metalloendopeptidase activity.